This is a messenger RNA of Bemisia tabaci, 8284 nucleotides long. Its product is annotated as Insulator su(Hw) mRNA adaptor. Gene Ontology annotation, molecular function: RNA binding. Gene Ontology annotation, cellular component: nucleus. Lineage: Eukaryota; Metazoa; Arthropoda; Insecta; Hemiptera; Aleyrodidae. The record is from RefSeq and is a predicted model, not a curated record.
AGUAGAGAAAUUUGACACUACAAAUCAUCUACACACAAUUGUUUUCCUUUUCCCUGUAAACUUGAAAAUCUCAGGCAGGCAAUGCCGUGAAUUAGUUCCAGACUAUGUGUAAUUUGUGGUAAUUAUAGGUUAAUUUGAGUGUGUGCGCGUUCUGAAAUGAUAAGCUUCAAAGAUUGGUGAUUUGCGGAACUUAAACAUCGCAACAGCCCUAAAAUGGAAGCUGUCAAGCAGUUCAAUUCGGAGCUACAAUCUCUCUAUGAGACGAAGCCUCCGAUCUCUAAGGCGAAGAUGACCUCAAUCACAAAGACGGCCAUUAAAGCAAUAAAAUUUUACAAACAUGUGGUGCAGAGUGUUGAAAAAUUUAUCCAGAGGUGCAAACCAGAGUACAAAGUUCCUGGACUUUAUGUCAUUGAUUCAAUUGUGAGGCAGUCAAGACAUCAGUUUGGUUCGGAGAAGGAUGUGUUUGCACCACGAUUUGCCAGGAACAUUGUGCAAACUUUCGUCCAUUUAUUCAACUGCCCUGUUGAAGAUAAAAGCAAAGUUAUCCGAGUAUUGAAUUUGUGGCAAAAGAAUGCUGUUUUCGGGCCAGAUGUCAUUCAGCCACUCUUUGAUCUAGCUGACCCAAACCAUCCGAUGCACAAAGAACAAGCCGCAGCUGCUGCAAGCAAUGGUGUAACUGCAUCUUUAAAGACUCCACCCUCUGCAUCCAAAUCAGGGAGUCAAAACAAACCAUCACCUAUAAAAAAUGACACAAGUUUGUGGGUGCACGAAACGACUAAUACACUUUCCAAACAGAUUCAAUUUGACAAAAAACUUUUAGAUUUCGACUAUGGAGAAGAAGAAGAUGAUGGAGGAAAUACAUCGAGUAAUCAACAAUCGGCAGCACCGGGGGCAGUCGUUGAUUCAUUGGGCAGCAUUUUAUCAAAUCCUGAAGUUCUACGUCAACUCCAAAAUUUGCAAGCUCAUCUCUCGCAAGCUCAGUUACAGAAAGAUCAAGUUGAUGUUGAAGAAAAAAUGCGAAGGCUGCAAGAAAUGAAACAACAAGAAGAAGAGUUUGACCGACACCUUGCUCAGACAGUGCCGGGAAAUUUUUCUGAUUCUUUACAGAAAUUGCCUUUCGCAGCCGAGUGUGAUUUCAAACCAGGCGCUGGAGAAGCAGCAACAGCUGCCAUGCAACAGCUGUUACUACAACAGCAGCAACAGCAAGCCGCUAUGUCAGCUUUUCUGGAUGGUCAGUCAAGUGCGACUGUUGCCAACGACCAGAACGAUCGAGAUGAAAGAAGAAUAUUCCAAAACCCUGUUGAAAUAAUUGACUUAGAAAAAAGUGAAUCUCCUCAUGAGUCUCACGAUAGUCGAUCGCGGCGACGAAGACGAAGCAGGAGCAGAUCUCGGAACCGUAGCGGUGCCCGAAGUCGGUCCCGAUCUCAUUCUAGAUCAAAACGGCGGCGGUCCAGGUCUCACGACAGAGACCGAGAUUGGCGAGAAGAUAAAGAAUAUGACAGGGAAAAGGAACGAGAAAGGAAGAAAAAAGGCCUUCCUUCAAUCAGGAAAAAUCAUUUGUCAGUAUGCAGUACCACCCUAUGGAUAGGUCAUCUUUCAAAAUUGGUGCAGCAAGAAGACCUAUCAGACACUUUCGGAGAGUUUGGUGACAUCGUUUCAAUCGACCUCAUUCCUCCAAGAGGCUGUGCUUUUAUUUGUAUGAAUCGACGGCAAGAUGCAAACAAAGCUCUAAUCGAGUUGAAGUAUCAUAAACUUCAUGGAAAAACAAUAACCUUGGCUUGGGCUCCCGGAAAGGGAAUGAAAGGCAAAGAGUGGAAGGAUUUCUGGGAGGUAGAGCUAGGAGUGUCUUACAUCCCGUGGAAUAAGUUGUCAGCGGAUACUGAUUUCGAGCUGCUAGAAGAAGGAGGCAUGUUUGAUGAAGAGACCAUGCCCCUGUGGAUGAAAGAUAAAUUAGCUGAGCUGAACGAAGCCAAAAAGAAAGAAAAAAAUCAAAACGGUCAGAAAGGUACAAUUCUAGAUCAUCUUUCGCAAGAAGCGUCAAUGGAAGACAUGAUGAAUGUCACACCUUCAGAAAUCCCGAUUCCAGGUCCUACCCACCCAGGCUUCAUCCCUUUACCGGAAGCGUUGCCUCCUACCUCAAACAUUGGAGACAUAAAACCACCCAUGUCCGUUGGACUCCAGAUGCCACCUGGUCCAGUUGUGUCACAGUCAGAAAGCGGCAUUCAACAGAUUCCCACGCACAUGACUCCGAUGGGUAUCAUGUCACCUUUUGGCAUGCCUCGACUUCUAGGUAUGAUGGGACCCGGCAUGCUGGGUAAUGUUCCCUUGGGAGUUCCUCCUCCUGGUAUCUUGGGGUCACCUAUGAUGCUCAAUAGAAUGCCACAACCUGUUGGUACUUCUUUCAACCCACAAACUGGUGUCUUGUCUCAAAUACCAUUACCAUCCGCUGCAGAUAAGCAGAAAGCAUCCCUAGCUCCACCGGGUGGAACUGAUGGAUUUGGCGAUGGACUGUUACAACUGCCUUUCGGAUUGCCGCCACAUUUACGAAUGCAACAAGGCUCCAUGGAUUCCUCCCUGUUAGGGCCUCCAAUUUCAGGGUCCAUGGAGAUUAAGGUUGAUAAACCUGAAGAGAAGCCUAACUCCGAACAAAAUAAGCCACUCUUGCACAAUUUCGAUAUCCCUCCUCCGAAUAUGGGAGGAUUAUUCUCAACGGACUUAUCAGUGCCUCCUCCUCUGGUAAAUAAUCUAAUGCCAAGUGGAGAUAGUGACCAGAGGAUUCCAUCUGAUGGUGGAGAGUUUGAAAACAAAGACAAAGAUAACCGCAAGCAAGAUAAAGAAAAGGAUGACGGGAAAGACGGCGACCGACGGAAAGACAGAGACCACCGCAACUCGAGCCGUGACAAGGAAAACAAGGACAAGGACUACAGAGAUAGGAGGGAAAGAGAUUACCGCAGUAGAGAUCGUGACUACCGGGAAAAAGAUCGAGAGUACCGAGGCCGUGACAGAGAUCGGGAGCAUGAUCGCGAUCGAGAUCGUGAUUUCCGCUUCAGGGACGGCAGAAAUGAUCGUGGCAUCGAUCGAGAUACAAGAGACCGAGACAGCCGUGAUAAUCGAGAUAGCCGAAACAGCCGUGAUAGGUAUAAUAAACGAGAUCGUGAUGAUGAUAGACGUCCAAGAAGUAGAGACCGAAGAGACAAACCAAGCCGAUGGUCCAAAGAUGAUGAAAGGCAUAGCAACCGGCGAGAACCGGAUCCAGGCAAUGAGAAUGAUAGAAGCCUUGGGAAUCCUGAAGUAAUGCCCAUCGGUGAAAGAGAUAAUAGUGCCAGACGUGACAAGAGUCCAAGCCAUGAAGGUACAAACCUUAUGACUCCUGGAGUGUCAGAGGACAGUGAUGAGCGCGAUCUUCGUGGUCACCCGCCAGGAGGACCACCUGGAAACAUACCCAUCAGCCAUUCACUCGGAGGACCGCCCCCCAAUGGUGGUCCACCUUCCAGGCAUCCACUGCUUGGAUUACCAAGUGGUCCAGAAAUAUUCGGUCUUCACGGACCCGGACCUGAGGGCUUAAACUUCCGCCCACCUCACUCCAAUGACAAAUUCGAUUGUCCACCUCUGGACGCUCUACCGCCAGAUUUCUGCCCUCCUCUCAAAGACUUUGAGGAAUUUGAUCCACGGGACGCCGAUUUCCCUAUGAGAGAUCGCCCUGGCUUCGACCCACAGAGGCAUCCACCUGGCAGAGGUCCAUUUGAAGGUCCUAUUGAUGAUUUUGGUCAAGCAGGCAUGUUCGAGCCCCGAACUCGGCCUGACUUCUUCCCGCCGCAUGGUAUGAGAGGUCCACGACCUCGUGGCAUGCCACCCUUGUUAAGUGGUCCUCCAGGUUUAAUGGGUCUAAUGUUUCCUCCCCGAGGCCCCAUGGGAAUGCGAGGAGCUCCAAGACCUGGUAUCUGGCUUGAUCCGAUUGGAGGUCUGAAUGGUCCGCCACCGAGAGGUCCAAACCCUGAAGAUUUGUUCCGAGGACCAGCCUUUGAAGACUCUCCAUUUGGUAGUCAUGCCCGAGGGAACCAGUGGCGACCUCGUGAUGACGAUCGUCGGAGAGGCCGUGAUGAAGAACGUUUUGGUGACGGCCGCAGAGAGAAUAAAGACACAGGUAGGCAAGGAAGAACAGAGGAGGAAAACACCCUCAACCAACUUCGAGGGAGAUCAAGCGAACCGGUGAGUGAACCCUCCGCAAAGGAGGAUCUGCCCAAAGUUGAACGGCAGUUAGAGACGGUUAUGUCAGCAAGUGAGCAACAGCCAGUGAGUGAGUCAGAACAAAUGAGUGAGUCCCAGUUAGUAAAUGAGGUACAGCCCCCAAGUGAAUCACAGUCAGUCAGUGAGUCACAGCAAACAAGUGAGUCCGCAGCCUCUGCAGAAUGUCAAGAGUUGGCUGGGGAGUCUACCUUGGUAAAUGAGCCAAUCAAAUCAAAUGAACCAAUUCAGUUGACAGAGCAAAAUCAAUCACCAAAUCAGUCAACUGAACAAGAACUGCCUAUUUUUGAACCGCCCGUUAGUAUAGCAAAUAUAUCUGCAGAACUUAGUAAAACGCCUUGUAUGAUUACUAACACUGUCAAUCUAAGGGAAGCAAAUACUAGUGCACCUGAAGUAGCUAGUGAGAUUAGUAGUAAUGUUGAAAAUAAUAAUCAAGAGAUUGAGUCUUUCAACAGUUUAGAAAUUAAUCAGGCUAAUAAUGAAGAAAUGAAUAAACCGUGUGUGACAAGUGAAAUACCUACAGAAUUUGAGCUUGAUUCGAUGCCUGUUAAAGAAAUGUCUGUAAAGAACGUUAUUGAAAAGGAUAGCAGUGAAUAUAUAGACCUUCCUCAAGCAACAGGACUAGUGACACAAGUGUCAGAAAACAGUGUGGAAGGAACUGAAAAUGAAAAUUCUGAAACAACCUAGUCUGUUUUUUGUUGCAACUUACUUUGCUUCUAAUAGAGUAACUUGGCUGCUCUAAAGCCAGUUAAUCCUGAAGGUGGUAAUGAUUUUCAUCACCAUCAUUUUAAUAAUUAUUUAUUUAUUUUUUUUCAAUUGACCUCAAUUUUAGUUUUGAAAUUUGGUAUAAUAGUCUACGGACUGAAGUACAGUGUAUAUAUGACUGUAAUCAAAUUUGUUUUGCCGAAAUUCUUGAGGAGAAUAUGGUUUCUUAGAAAUCGAUUGUUACAUGGAUAAGUAUUUUUUCGGUUAUUAUAAGGGUCACCCAGACAGUAAGGUCUCCCUUUAAAGUUUGUUAAUGCCAGGAAAAUCCAAUCACACCAUUGGAUUCAGGCUCAAUUAAAGUUCUCAUUUUUGUAAUUGAACCAUGGGAAAGAGUGCAGUUUUUCUGCGCUGCUGUUUAAAAUAGAAGAAAUUAUGAAGGGAAACGAUGUUGACUAAAGUCCAUGAUUAAGAGAGACCCUCGGUGGAUUUUGGAAGAACAUUGAUGAAAAGGUGACAAACUUGGUGAAGAAUUGAUUUAUAACCAACCUGCUGAGUUCUUUGAUGAAGUGAUUCACCAGCUUGUGCCAAGGUUUCAAAAAUGCAUGGAUCUCAGCGACGUUGGUUACGUUGAAAAGUAAAUUUAAAAGGUAAUAUUAACAAAGUUUCUUAUUUUCCUUGCAAUAAACGAUUACAUAUGUGCAAUACUUUUUCAAAGCAGUUUUGAGGGGUCCAAAUCCGGCGGUGAGAGUGAUGACAGUGGAAGAGGAGGGGGCGGACAAACUGCUCUCCUUGACAUUCCUAUGGUUCAAUUUUAAUAAAUGAGAACUUAAAUUAAAGCGGGGAGUAUACUAAAUUCAAUGGCGUAUUCGGUUUUCUCUAGCACAAACAGUUUGCAAAAAAAUCUACAGAUCUUACUCCCUGGAUGAUCCUUGUAGUUGUCUAGCCCUAUUUUUUUUUUCUUUUUAUCUUUCUCCUGGGUUUUCCUCUCUUAAGGUGAUUCUAUGUUAUCUAGGGACUAGAUUAGCCACUAUGCUGCGCUGCUAUGCGGUUUGUGUCUUUGAGAAGCAAUAAUUAUUUUUACGUACAAGAUAAAGCAAGAAACUGAUCCAUAACGUGUAGCAGCAUCAAUACUGAGUAGCAUGACAUCAAAUUUGUUAAGAUUCAUUGUAAAUUUGUAUUUGAAACUCCGAUAACGGACGUCGCCCAAUUGACUCAAUGUGUAAGAGAGAAAUAGCGCUAUAAUGACUCCCUCUUACACGUUGAGUCAAUGGGCAACAUCUGUUAUCGUAGUUUCAAAUAUAAAUUUUCAAUUAAUCUUCACAAAUUUGAGGUCAUUCUACUCAGUAUUCAUGCUGCUAUAUGCUAUGGAUCAGUUUCCUGCAUUAUCUUGUACAUUACAAUAAUUAUUGCUUCUCAAAAACUUAAACCGUGAGGCAGUGCAGCAUGGUGGUGAAUCUCUGCCAUAGAUCACCUAGAAUCGCCUUACAGAUUUACAAUGUCUAUCUCUGUUUAAUGAGAACACCAUUUAACCACGAAUUACUUCAAAAUUAGGUAUGUUUUAUUACCUUUAGCAAAUGAAAAAAGUGAAACAAAGUUCGAAGAUUUUUACUGUUCAUAAAAAUGCACGCAAUAAACUUAAUUUCACAUCUGUUUGAGCUAAUGGGUGCAACCUUUGAUAGAACAAUCUAACAUUUUAAUGUCAUUAAACCUUUCUUAAUAUUCUUUUAUUUUUGUAAUCACAGAAAUUUUAUCCUGUCUUUAUCUCAAUAGAAAUUAAGCCUUCAUCAAAGUCAUUGUGAGUUUUGAAGCGAUUAGAACUUCAAAACUAAAUUAACGCAUUGCUAUGCUAGUAUUAAUCUCUUUACUCAUAGUCUCGUGCGUGAUCUUAGAAUGCCAAUAAUCAGUUUUCAAGCAAAGAUACCUCGUUUUUCGGACACGGCAAUCUUACGGUGGUUUUUGCUGUUGUGAGGAAAAUCAUUGUUGUCAAGGUAUUUUGACUCCCAGUUGAUAGACAAGUACAUGAGUGCAUACAUUUGCUUUCACAGCGCUCUCUGGCGCUCUAACACUUGGCUGCCAAAGUCGUCCAUCAUCCCAAAAACAAGUGCAUGAGUGAAAGUCUAAUUCUGAGGAUCCAGGAAGUAAAGUCGCCUUGGUUUUCAGAACACGAAAAAUUGGUCUAACUAUUAGGUUAGCCUGUUGUUACAGUGCUAACCAUGAUAGAAUUUUAAUCCUCAAUUUACAAAAUUCCCAAAAAUUUUUCAAGGAUGUUUUUCAAGGAAGUGAUAAACCUUCUGGUAGGCUUGUUGACCUUCUCUUUCAUACUGGUAGGCUUUUCUCUGAUUGUGGGUUUCAGGAGAAUGUAACUGGAAAUCAUUCAACAGUGCCUCCCAGCGAAUUGAAUUUGGGAACCCAUUUUAUCCUUAAUAUUCUUUCAUAUUGCUUAAUGCUUUGUACAUUAAAAUAACCAAAGUUGACCGAAGAUUCUAGUAGGUAGUCCUCCCAUCACUGUCGUCAAAAAUUAUUGGAGUCAGUCCUUCUAAGCGUACAUUUUAUUUAAAUGAAUUUCUAUAAAUUAACCCAUAUCCAGUAGUUUACUUAAAUGAUAGAUUUGCAAUGUCUUUUUUUGUCACAUGGAUUGAUUCUCUCUAUUUAUGAGCAAACUGAUUGACAGCUGGGUUAGCUUUUCUUCCAUUUUAAAUUUUUAUUGCAGUAGCAAAUAAUGUGAAUUGAACCUGAUUCUCUUUAUGUUUCCUCAUUCUUUCUUUCUUUUUUCCCCGCCUCUGUAUUUGUUAUUAAGACCUUGUUCUAAGUACCCCAAAUUAAACGUGAUACUUUCUGCCCAUUUUUUUUUCUUCUUUUUUUUUGUGGAACAAAUGAGAUGAAUAGCUGGCUCUCUCACAUUAUUUUUUAACCAGCUUGUGUUUCAUUGUUUCUACUUAUGAAUAUAUUAUGGUCCAGUUUCCAGCUUAAUUAUUUGUUGUGAGGAUUAUAUGUGUUUAAAAUCUUUCAUCCUAUGAUUUGAAAAAUUAGUCGGAAUUCUUGUGAACAAUUAAGCAGAGAUAGACAAAGGAACAUGAGAAGUAGUUAGGAAAAUUGUGCUAACUGCAUUCUAAGGUAUUUUUCCUGUAACUUGCUUAACAUGAGAGCCAAGUCACAAAGUACCUGUGGUAUUAGCAUAGUCCUAGAUCUAAGACAUCAUUUUUUGUCCCUGAACUUUGUAAUGUUUCCUCUCUCUAUCAUUGGUUUUAUCUACUCAGAAUCAAAUUGUUAAUCACGUGUAAUUUAUUUGUUGGAAUUUUAUACAAUUUUAAAAUGGAAAUUUUUACGAAACUUU